Molecule: messenger RNA, 485 nt
Organism: Rattus norvegicus (Norway rat)
Lineage: Eukaryota; Metazoa; Chordata; Mammalia; Rodentia; Muridae
Gene: Rpl36l2
Product: ribosomal protein L36 like 2
Biological process (GO): translation
Cellular component (GO): ribosome; cytosol
Molecular function (GO): structural constituent of ribosome
Source: RefSeq, a predicted model, not a curated record
GACCUUUAGCUUCCUGUCUGGCCUCCAUCCGAGAGCUGCAGUCAUGGCCCUGCGCUACCCCAUGGCCGUGGGCCUCAACAAAAGCCACAAAGUGACAAAAAACGUCAGCAAGACGAGACACAGCCGCCGCCGCGGGCGCCUCACCAAGCACACCAAGUUCGUGCGAGAUAUGAUCCCGGAGGUGUGCGGCUUCGCGCCCUACGUGCGGCGCACCAUGGAGCUGCUCAAGGUGUCCAAGGACAAGCGAGCACUCAAGUUUAUCAAGAAGAGGGUGGGCACGCACAUCCGCGCCAAGAGAAAGAGGGAGGAGCUGAGCAACGUGCUGGCAGCCAUGCGGAAGGAUUGAUGCGGAAGCAGCCAAGAAGGAUUGAUGACCCCUCCCCCAAUAAAAGAUGGUUCUUUUUUUUUUUUUUUUUUGUUAAAGGUUUAUUUAUUUUAUGUAUAUGAGUACACUGUAGCUGUCUUCAGAUACACCAGAAGAGGGC